AUCGCAAGGCGGCUAAACGAAACACCCUUCCGUGCCAAUAGUGUAGUCUGGGUCCCUAGUGAUGAAAUUGCGACUCGUCUCGAGUCCACGCGAUCAGGGCUAAUGAUCUCCCGGGAACUUACGGACAUUUAUUUGCGCUGGAAUCGUAUGCUGGUGUGCGCCCGCGGAUUUAACGAGCGCGAGGGACCUCUGGCAGGCGUCCUUGGUGAGCCGGGUAGAGAUGAGUACAUCAAAGUGCAAGAGGAGCUGACUGGGAAAAUUAAGCGGCCACAAUAGCUGACAGAAAAUGGGCACCUAUGGAAUCCGCGCGACUCAAUUCCUAAUAUGAUCUGCAGGUGGGAUUUGCGGGGGCAGACUUCCCAUAGAGGAGACGUGGGAAUUCAAAGGAGUGGGGGUUUUCUUUCGAAAGAUUAACGACCGCAUCUUCUCUUUCCCGGUGGAAUGCGCCGACGUUGCGAAACCUCUCCCGUUGUAUUGGGUGUUUGGAUUAUUUCUCUAUCUCUCUCUCUUCUUUUUAGUUUGAACGCACAUAGCCUAGAGGAAUGUCUGUUUUUAUUUCUUUAGAAAAAAUGACUUGAGAACGUAAAGCUGUUUAACUGCGUGUUGCAAGUUGAACCGGCCCUGAUAUCGAAUUGCUUUUUAUUCGUCUCAUUUAGCAAAUCAUUUCUUUAUUGGCAUAGCUAUGUCUUUAUUACUGAUAAAGUAAAGCGUGAGCACGUAAGGUUCGGCAACUACUGGCUGCAUCGGAACAUUCCGUUGUCAUUGUACAACAGGACAAACAAAUCCCCGAUAAAACGGCGAACAGCUCAAGAUUUUGGUUUUUCCUGCGUUGCCGACCUCAGCUUUGAGAUUUCUCUAUCCAUGGUGCUGAUGUUCCAGGAAUGGUCGAGACGCUCAGUAUUGCAGUGAUCGGCGCCCCGGGAGUCGGGAAAACUUCAAUUAUCCGUCAGUUUAUCUAUAAUGACUUUUCCGAGGUUUACACCCCCACCAAGUCCAGGUACGUCUACAGGCCCUCGGUGAUCUUGAAUGGAAGCAUGUACGACCUGAAGAUUUUGGACGUCCCGCCAAUUUCAUCUUUCCCGUCCAGCACGAGUCAGGAGUGGCUGGACCUGCGGUGUCGGGGGGUGCGCAACGCUAACGCCUACAUCCUGGUGUACGACAUCUGCUGCGUGGAGAGCUUCGAGUACGUGAAGAUGAUCCGCCAGCAGAUCGUGGAGCACAGGGAGGGCAGCAGUCAGGAGGUGCCCAUCCUGGUGGUGGGCAGUAAGCGGGACCUCCAGAGGCAGCGGUUCACCCCGCGCCGGGCCGUCUCGGUGCUGGUGAAGAAGACGUGGAAGUGCGGCUACGUGGAGUGCUCCGCCAAGUUCAACUGGCACGUGACGCUGCUGUUCAAAGAGCUGCUGGGCAUCUCCGUCAGCCGGGGCAUGCGGCAGAACCACACCUCCAUCCGCCUGCAGGGGGCGCUGCAGCGCAACCGCUGCUCCGUCAUGUGACCUCUUCCUCCCGUGCCCCGCGUGGGACACACACACACACACACACACACACACUCAGGGGGGCAUCCUCAAAAAGUGCAACAGCUGGAAAAAAAAAAAAAAAAAACACCCAGAGGCCUCUCUUUCUUACUCCGCCCAGACCGGGUCCCGAUUGGCCGCAGGGCGGCGCGCUGGAUCUGUGAUGUCACUAUAGCACCGAAUUACCCAAUCAGAGCAGUCGAUUAAACAAUGAAUUGGCCAUUUACAGCAGUUGCUUCUGCAGUUAACCGGCCUGACUGGUGUCCCUGUGUCCAAAAAACCGGCUGUUGAUUUUUGACUGUUGACGGAGGUGAACACAGAAACCAGCGGACCCUGCGGCCCCCCAGGGACACUUGGUUGUCAUGCCGACGCUGUAUUUGAGUCUGCGGCAGGACUUCUUCUGAUCCACGAACGUUUCAGACGUUUCUCUCAUCCCUCCCCAGGGUCCGCUCUCGCCCGGCCGCAGGGAGAACCGCGAGGGAGAACCGCAAGGGAGAACCACAAGGGAACUCCUUCUCUUCUCCUUACCGCUGCCCGUCCGCUUCACUGCAGACAGAAAAGUCAGACUUAACAAGUGCUUGAGUCCUAUAAUGAAACGCACAAUUAUAAUUUUGCUCUCAAGUAGAAAAAUAUUGGCCUGUUUUAAGUUAACUCUUUGCUUGGCAUGUGAAAUUGUCAUACCCCCAUUGGCAAGUCUUGAAAUGAGUUAAAAAUGUCUCACGUCAUUGGCAAUAUUUUUGUCUUACUCAGCAGAAAAGUCAUAGAAAUAAGAUAGUAGGCUGUUUUUCCAGACAUGGAUUAGGCCUAUACUAAAAGAGCUAUAGGUUUAAUCUAUGUCUGAGAAACCAGCCUUAUAAGUCUGAGUAUAAGAGUAAAAUACUUGUUAACAUAGACUUAUUCUUUGGUUUGCAGUGUUUACCCAGGGAGACAUGAAGUACCUGUGUCUAUCAACUGCUGUAUGUGCUCUGGUCCCCCAGCUGCACGUUACCUGCCCACAAUGCACCUGUCCUCUCCAGGUGCGAUGCGCAGCGAGGCAUGCUGGGGCACUCCCUUACGGGCCUGGUUACUAAGCGACGGCCAAUGAUAAGGCGUGGCUAUGAGGAGCCGGUUGAGAAGCACAGCAUUCAGGACCGCGGGGCUCGUAUAAAUGUUCAUUGCGCGCGGCGAUUGUGCGUUCUCUCGCGAUCGCUGUUAUUAGUGCUAAUGGCUUUCUAGCAUCGUCUCUCAGCAGCAUCCUGGCAUCUGCGGCACAUCAACACAUCGCCUUCUCGGGGGGGACGGUGUUUCAUCUCCCACGCGGCUCGCCGUUUCUCACACCUCUCAUCGACGUGCUCUCGGUCCAUCUGAGCGUGUUUCUGAGGAACGAUAUCAAUAUGGCAUUUUCCACAGGGAAGUGGGCGAGGGGACCUACUAUAAUAGUAAUAAAUAAUAAUAAUAAUAAUAAUAAUAAUAAUAUUUUUUCAAAAGUCUUCCAUUUGCAGUGAAACUAGCCCUCGUAGGCUGUCAGAGGACCACAGAUGAGUGGCCAGCCACUCGAAGUGGCUCAGAGAAGGCCUAAGAGGAGUGGCUGACACCGGGGCACUUUGGGAAAGAAGAAAGAGGAUGUACAGGGAAUUAGCUUCACUGCCCUCUAAAGCGCUGUAUCUUGGCAACUGACUGGGUAGUGUGUGUGGGACUUUUUUUUUUUUUUCUGUAUGAGUACACGCCCUU
Molecule: messenger RNA, 3221 nt
Organism: Conger conger (European conger)
Lineage: Eukaryota; Metazoa; Chordata; Actinopteri; Anguilliformes; Congridae
Gene: rasl10a
Product: RAS-like, family 10, member A
Exons: 3
Coding region: 882-1493 (203 amino acids)
Molecular function (GO): GTP binding; GTPase activity
Source: RefSeq, a predicted model, not a curated record